Octodon degus (degu) is the source of this 2659-nucleotide messenger RNA. RefSeq names its product frizzled class receptor 10 (gene Fzd10). The coding region runs from base 24 to 1775 and encodes 583 amino acids. Gene Ontology annotation, biological process: non-canonical Wnt signaling pathway; canonical Wnt signaling pathway. Gene Ontology annotation, molecular function: Wnt receptor activity; Wnt-protein binding. The transcript has a single exon. Gene Ontology annotation, cellular component: plasma membrane. The record is from RefSeq and is a predicted model, not a curated record. Lineage: Eukaryota; Metazoa; Chordata; Mammalia; Rodentia; Octodontidae.
GCGGGGGCGCCCCGGACCUCGCCAUGCCGCGCCCAGCGCCCCGCCUGUGGCUCGCGCUGCACGUCCUGGGCUCGUGCGCCGCCAUAGGCUCGGUGGACCUGGAGCGCGCAAGCGACGGCCAGUGCCAGCCCAUCGAGAUCCCCAUGUGCAAGGACAUCGGCUACAACCGCACGCGCAUGCCCAACCUGAUGGGCCACGAGAACCAGCGCGAGGCGGCCAUCCGGCUGCACGAGUUCGCGCCGCUGGUGGAAUACGGCUGCCACGGACACCUGCGCUUCUUCCUGUGCUCGCUCUACGCGCCCAUGUGCACCGAGCAGGUCUCCGCGCCCAUCCCCGCCUGUCGCAUCAUGUGCGAGCAGGCCCGGCUCAAGUGCUCGCCCAUCAUGGAGCAGUUCCACUUCAGGUGGCCCGACUCGCUGGACUGCAGCCGGCUGCCCAGCCAGAACGACCCCAACUACCUGUGCAUGGAGGCGCCAAGCAACGGUUCCGAGGAGCCCAGCCGCGGCGCCGGCCUCUUGCCGCCACUCUUCCGGCCGCAGCGGCCCCCAGGCAGCGGCGCGCAGGAGCACUCGGCCCAGGACGGGGCCGCGGGGCGCGCGGGCUGCGACAACCCGGGCAAGUUCCACCACGUGGAGAAGAGCGCGUCGUGCGCGCCGCUCUGCUCUCCCGGCGUGGUCGUGUACUGGAGCCGGGCGGACAAGCGCUUUGCUGUGGUCUGGCUGGCCGUGUGGUCGGUGCUCUGCUUCUUCUCCAGCGCCUUCACUGUUCUCACCUUCCUCAUCGACCCCGCGCGCUUCAGGUACCCGGAGCGCCCCAUCAUCUUCCUGUCCAUGUGCUACUGCGUGUACUCCGUGGGCUACAUCAUCCGCCUCUUUGCAGGGGCCGAGAGCAUCGCGUGCGACAGGGACAGUGGCCAGCUCUAUGUCAUCCAGGAGGGGCUGGAGAGCACGGGCUGCACUCUGGUUUUCCUGGUGCUCUACUACUUCGGCAUGGCCAGCUCGCUCUGGUGGGUGGUCCUCACACUUACCUGGUUCCUGGCCGCUGGCAGGAAGUGGGGCCAUGAGGCCAUCGAGGCCACCAGCAGCUACUUCCACCUGGCAGCCUGGGCCAUCCCGGCCGUGAAGACCAUCCUCAUCCUGGUCAUGCGUAGGGUGGCGGGCGACGAGCUCACCGGCGUGUGCUAUGUGGGCAGCUUGGAUGUGGGCGCCCUGACAGGCUUCGUGCUGGUGCCCCUGGUCUGCUACCUGGUCGUUGGCACGUCCUUCGUCCUGUCAGGCUUCGUGGCCCUGUUCCACAUCCGCAGGGUGAUGAAGACUGGCGGGGAGAACACGGACAAGCUGGAGAAACUGAUGGUGCGCAUCGGGGUGUUCUCGGUGCUGUAUACCGUGCCGGCCACCUGUGUGAUCGCCUGUUACUUCUAUGAGCGCCUCAACAUGGAGCACUGGAAGGCGCUGGCCGUGCAGCACCGCUGCCGCGUGGACAACCAGACCAAGACUCUGGACUGCCUGAUGGCCGCCUCCAUCCCCGCUGUGGAGGUCUUCAUGGUCAAGGUCUCCAUGCUGCUGGUGGUGGGUAUCACCAGUGGGGUGUGGAUCUGGACAUCCCAGACCCUGCAGUCCUGGCAGCAGGUCUGCAGCCGCAGGUUGAAGAGGAAGAGCCGCAGGAAACCGGCCAGCGUCAUUACCAGCGGGGGGAUUUAUAAAAAAGCCCAGCACCCCCAAAAGCCACACCUGGGGAAGUUUGAGCUCCCCGUGCAGCCACCUUCCUGCAUGUGAGGGGAGAGGACAGGCGCAGGCAGUCAGAGCCCGCGCUGGGGGCUUUGCUUGUAUUUUUUAACAAAUAAAACCUUAACAAAGAUAUAAAGAAAUAAAAAGUGUCCACCCUGACAUUCAGGAUGUCGCCGGACUCAAAAAGCAGGACACGUAUUUGGAAGGUUUUGUUCCGCUUGGUUUUUGUGGUUGGGGCUCCUCAUCCACGGCCUCUUAGCAGCUCACUUGGGGAGCAGUAGUUGGCUCAGAGUUGAGAACACUACAGACCCAUCCGCAGGGUGCACCUGGAUGUUGGGGUGGCCAGGUGACCCACUGGCACCUGAGUGCCCGGAGGAGCUCUCCCUGGGGGUAAGCGAGGAGCCCUCCCGCCCCACCUCAGAAGGCUGCUUUGUGUCACAGUGGGUGUGAUGACAAAAGAAGGGUCCCGGGGAGUCUCUUCUCACGCCAGUGGCUCGGUCACAUGGAGUCAACUCCAGCCCUCAAAGGAGGCCUCUCUCCAAGCCAGGAAGCUCCUCUGGACUAAACGUGUGUGGGUCUGAAAGAUGUGCAAUACAUUUUUCUUCUGUUUCUGUGAAAAUAAAGCGAAACAAGUAUUUACUGUACAUAAAGACAACAAAAGAACCCUGCUAACAAAAGAACUAAGAGGCCCGGCCUCAAAAACCCUUUAGCGUUACAUUUUGUGGCUUUUAAUGGAAACCAAGCCAGUGUUCUACACGUUUGGACUGACUUGGAAAGGAGGGGAAGAGGGGCAGAGGCUCUGUCGGGAGCACCCAAGGGCUGGCUAGCUCCUGCUAUUGUCGAACAAAUGAUUUCCAGAAUAGAUGAAAAACGCCAAAAAGACAAACUUUGCCAGCACAUUCUCUUCAGGCCAGGAAGGGUGCUUCAGCCUG